UCAAUAUCGUGUUCAGAGGUGGGAUUGGGCUCAGGGGCCCAGGCUAUUGGCGGAGUACUCACCACCCUCUGACUGAAGCGCUUCAUUUUGGACGUCACGGUGAUGUCCCUCUCCGUGGGGCGACAGACUCGCCCGACUCAACAGCAGCAACAGGAGACAGUAAUCCGCAAUGGACGCAGGUCCGACGGGUCGGGGUAUGGGCAAUGGUACAGGGGGGCGGGGUCGACCAACGAUGGGUUGUGUUCUGGAAUUGGGAGAUCGUGGCCGGUUUGCAAAUGCGCGGUGGACGGCAGUGCGAGGCGGCGAUCUAGGUCGCAGAGAGCGCGUCGACGGAUGGAUGUCGACGUGAUGAUGAAAGGAGGGCGUCACUCGGCGAGGACUGGGGUUUGGCUGUCAGGAUGGCGCCGCUUCGUGAUGCGAGGAGCAGGGGGAAGCUGGGGGACAGGAUUGGCGGGUAAGAUGCGACAGACUGACAACCCAUCAAAAUUGGCAGAUGAAAAGAGCGAUCGGGCAGCGAAAGAAGGGGGCCAGAUUCUCGAGGUUCGAAGAGGAUGGGGGUUAGUCUGGAUCGUCGGUAAAGCUGAAGUUGUUUGCGGGGCCUAGGUGAAGUGUGAGACGACGACGCGGGACCAGAAGCCGGCCUCCCCUAACGUGCUAGCGGCGGUGAAAUAUUAAGGUGAAAAGAGGUACGGGCACACAGUUGUCUGGUGCUCGACAGCUGUAGACGGUCCAGUGACGUGCGGCGGCCAGCUAGGA
This is a messenger RNA of Colletotrichum navitas, 756 nucleotides long. RefSeq lists its product as uncharacterized. Lineage: Eukaryota; Fungi; Ascomycota; Sordariomycetes; Glomerellales; Glomerellaceae. The transcript has a single exon. Bases 103 to 603 code for a protein of 166 amino acids. The record is from RefSeq and is a predicted model, not a curated record.